Messenger RNA from Pelobates fuscus (common spadefoot toad), 2772 nucleotides. RefSeq names its product multidrug and toxin extrusion protein 1-like. The coding region runs from base 410 to 2185 and encodes 591 amino acids. Gene Ontology annotation, molecular function: antiporter activity; xenobiotic transmembrane transporter activity. The record is from RefSeq and is a predicted model, not a curated record. The transcript is spliced from 19 exons. Gene Ontology annotation, cellular component: membrane. Gene Ontology annotation, biological process: xenobiotic detoxification by transmembrane export across the plasma membrane. NCBI's taxonomy places the organism in Eukaryota, Metazoa, Chordata, Amphibia, Anura, Pelobatidae.
UCUCAGCACCUUUCUUCUGUUUUAUAUACAGGCGGCUCGGCUUAGAAAGGUCACCCAACUCCUAGAUUCCCAGCCAGGGAAAUGACCUGCCUUCACCCCCUCUAUACAAGAUUAAAUAAUGUGAGAAUUAUUGGAUAAUGGCAGAUUGCAUACCGGGGAGGGCAAGAAGGAUCUGGUAUUUUGACGUCUCUGGUUAUUGAUAUAAACUGCAAUGUCUGCCCUGAUCAGCAGAAUAUCCGCUACGACCAUUUGCUCCACAUGCUGGGUUAUCUAAUGAGACCCUCUCCUCAGAAAUACACCAUAUUUAUAUUAAAUUAUAUAUAUUUUCCUGUGAAGUUUUGUUUUGAGACGAUUGGUCCCAGUGAAGAUGGGGUGACGUCCGGAAAAAGAUCUUCCCAACGUUCAAUAAAUGGGGGCUCCCUGUGAAAAGUAUCUCGAUAUGGAGGACAGCAAACAGAACCCAGAACCCACCCACUGCGCAGAGCAAGUUAUUGUAUCCAACCUGCCUCUUCCACCGGAGGAGCGUAUAGACAGCACUGGAAAAGAAGGGAAAUGGUGCCGCUUCCUCCCUACCGGUAUUUGGAAAGAAUCCCGUCUUCUGCUGGUGUUGGCCGGUCCUGGGUUUCUGUACCAGUUGAUGAUCUUCAUGAUAAGUAUAGUUAGUGCUAUUUUCUGUGGACACCUGGGGAAGGUGGAGCUGGACGCAGUGUCGCUGGCGGUUGCGAUGAUAAACAUCACAGGCGUGGCUGUGGGAGCUGGCUUAGCCGGAGCGUGUGACACGUUAAUAUCACAGAUUUACGGAGGACGUAAUUUAAAGUUGGUUGGGACGGUCCUGCAGCGUGGGAUCCUGAUCCUGCUGCUAUUCUGCUUUCCGUGCUGGGCGCUGUUUAUUAACACGGAUCCAAUUCUGCGCCUCUUCAGACAGGACCCCGAAGUGUCUAAAUUAACAGAGAUUUAUGUCUUGAUCUUCCUCCCCGCACUGCCGGCUGCGUUCAUGUUCCAACUUCAAGCAAAAUAUCUUCAGAAUCAGGGCAUCAUUCUGCCUCAGGUUCUGACUGGAUUUAUAGCAAAUCUGAUUAACGCGUUAAUAAACUAUAUCUUCCUGUACGUGCUGGGCCUGGGUGUCAUGGGCUCCGCCUGGGCUAACACAAUAUCCCAGUUUGCGCAGGCCAUUUUAUUGUUUCUGUACAUCAUAUGGAAGAAGCUGUACCGGGACACGUGGUCAGGGUGGUCUCCGGAGUGCUUUGAGGAGUGGGGGUCCUUUAUCCGCUUGGCUAUUCCCAGCAUGUUAAUGCUCUGCAUUGAAUGGUGGACGUUUGAAAUCGGAAUCUUUCUGGCAGGAAUUAUUGGUGUGGUGGAGCUCGGGGCGCAGGCGGUGGUUUACCAGUUGGCGAAUAUUGUGUUCAUGAUGCCGGUUGGCGUUAGCAUUGCGGCCAGUGUCCGAGUCGGUCAUGCCCUGGGAGCCGGGGACAUCAAACAAGCAAAGAAAUCUGCCAUCGUCUCCUUACUGAUGACAGAAUCCUUCGCCCUGUGCUGCUGUAUUCUGCUGGUCAGCCUGAAAGAGAUCAUAGCAUAUGUUUUCACAUCCGACCAUGAGAUUGUAGCUCUGGUUAGUUACGUGCUCCCAGUAUAUGCCGCGACGCACCUGUUUGACGGAUGUGUGGCCACAUGUGGGGGUAUCCUGAGGGGAACAGGAAGGCAGAAGAUUGGCGCUAUCUUUCAUUUUGUUGGUUAUUACGUCAUUGGCCUUCCUGUUGGGAUCUCACUGAUGUUCGCAGCUAACAUUGGAAUAAUAGGGUUCUGGAUCGGGACGCUGCUGUGCGGCAUGCUGCAGGUUAUUGCAUUUCUCACCUUUGUGUUUAAAAUCGACUGGAAGAAAGCGUCAGAAAAGGCGCAAUCACGCUCUAUGCAGCGGGUAAAGGUGAAAAAGGACCUAAAUGACCAGCCAGCAAUUUAUCAGAGCGCCCCACCCUCAGAACCAGACGUUGAAAACACCACACUUACUGAGCAUGACAUCACAGCCUGCGAAACCCCCCAGCCGUCGGAGAACGAGUCUCCUUCAUGUACCCUCUCCCCAAAACACAAACCUCUGACCAAAAGGCAGCUGAUCCGACGGCGCUCUCUGACCCUUAUCGGGGCCAUAAUUAUAUUAAUGAUUGGGAUUUCAAUCAGACUUACAGUAUAACGUAUCCAUCCAUGUAGGUGGAACUCAGAAUGAGGAUAGAAUUCUGCCCUAUGCCAUCAGUGAGCAUACUCGCGGGCGGCACAACUCAAAAUAAUACCGUGAUUUGCAACCACGAGGGUGGAAUGAAUACGCAGAAGAUCAAAGCAAUACUGGAUUUAGAAGGAAAAUAGAAAUUUGCUGAUCCAAUACGCUGACAGCCAGGAUCCACAAUGUCAAUGUUUUUAUUGGUGGGUGAAAUAUUUCUUUCUGCAGGAAACCUGUCCUAAUAUUUAUCAAUCUGGUAAGAAAUCUAAGAACCGGCUGAGACCCAGCACAUUCCAGAAUAAUUCCUGUUAAAGGGACAGUACCACGACAAACCCAAUAUAUCCCGUGCCUUUACAUGCAGCUCCGAUCACACAAACGGUGUUCAUGGAAAGUGAAAUCCAAUAGGUUAUCACGGCUUCUUACAGGAGAAGCCAUCCCAUAAUAUUCAGUCAGGGUAGCAGGAGAACAUUAUAUCCUCUGUUUACCCAAUCAAGGCCCUCUGAAUGUCAAUGAUGGGAUCACGUAAGAAACAUCUCUCUAUAAUAAAUGGUGUUCUUCGUAAA